AUACAAAGCAUAGCCUGUUCUACAACAUCGCAAAUUUUCUCGUACGCGAUUAUAUCGAAUUCGAAUUAAGCUUCAGGCUGAGACGUUGGGCCCAAAAGCACCUCCUGCUUCUGGAACCGCAUAGACGCACAUGUGAACUGCCCAUGAAGGACUCCAUACUUCGAAUAUCUUGCCAUGUCACCCGUAGCAUCGAACAGCAGUUUUCACGAUGAAAGCAUUCCUCAAGGGGCGCCGCAUCACUCAAGUCACCUAGAAAUCAUUGUUCUCUUCGAACGCCUAGGUGCGGCUCUCUCUUUGGUCGGAGUUAUCUCUAUAUUCGUGGCUUUCGCUGUGUUCAAGCGACUUCGAACCGUCCCCAACACCUUCAUCAUCUUCGCAUCUGUUGCCAACUUAGGGGCCAGUAUCGCCUGCUUGAUAGGGUACUCGGGUCUCCUCGCCGGCCCUUCUAGCCGUCUAUGUCAAGCACAGGCCUUCAUGUUCGAACUAUUUAUGCAAUCAGAUCCAUGGUGGUCCUUUGCAAUGGCUGUCAAUGUGUACAUGGUGUUCUUCUUUUCAGCAAAUCCCAACAAUUUCUUACGGUAUUGGUAUGCCUACUUCAUUGUUUGCUACGGCAUACCAUUUAUCCCGGCCCUGUGGCUGCUCUUGGUCCGCGAUGGGAAUGGCGGAAAUGUGUAUGGUGAUGCUACGAUAUGGUGCUGGAUAGAUAAAGAUUGGUCCGACCUACGUAUCUACACAUACUACCUGCCAAUAUGGGUAUGCAUUGUCUUGUCGACGUUUAUAUAUAUAGCAGUUGGAUAUUAUGUCUUUCAGCAACGUAACCAACUUCGAAAUCUUUCGUUGAGCAACCCGACGCGCGACUCACCCCAAGCUCGGGAUUCUGGAGAGAAGAAUCUUUUCGCGGAUGCAGCAGUCAUGGGCACCAUCAAUCGCGAGGUUCUUCAGGUGACGACGAUAAACACUGAGAGCGAACGAGUCGCACGACCUCUUUCAGGAACAGCCCCCCUCAACUGGUUUAAGGGCUCAGUCGAGGAACAGUCCAACUUGGACCGGCAGGCAAGUGUCUCAACUCCAGCACCGAUAGCCAUGACGACAACGUGUAUCUCGGCCGAACCACGCGCAAAGAAAUCUGUAUGGGGACAUAUGCGAGCUGGAUUUGACAAGUGGUGCAGCAAGUUCAGUCACAUGGAUCCCGUGAAGCUAGCGUAUCUACGCACUUCUUUUGUGUUCGCCGUUAGCGUGCUCAUCACUUGGACUCCAAGCAGCAUCAAUCGCGUGCACGACAUCGUUAACCCAAACGACUUCAAUUAUCCGCUCAACCUCGCAAGCGCCAUUGUGCUACCCCUUCAGGGCCUCUGGAACGCCGUCAUAUUCUUCUCGACCAGCUGGCCGUCAUUGAGGCAGGAAGUACGCGCUAUGCUAGCUCAAUUUAGAGGCGUCCCAAAGGGACAAAACACGGCUGAUGCCGUUCGUGUUGAGCGUGAACGGGUCAUCGAGUUAGAAAGAAGGGUCACUCGUCAACGAGAUGAUUCGAAUAGCGAGAUCAGUGUCACCACGACUAUUGGCCUUGGUGGCGAUGAUCAAAGAAUAAUAGCAUGAGAUGCGUAAGAGCCUUCACAACAAGUCUUUAGAAGCGGGAUGAGCCAACUUGUUAGCUGGAACUUAUUAGUCCGUCUGUCUGUCUGUUUUGUCCUUAGAGAUUGAAUAUGGCCAAGGUGCUGCGCGGUAGUAAUAUCCUGUUGUUUCGCAGUCACUUCUAGCCUACAAUUUAUAAUUCUCUCUGUUUGCAGUAGCAAAACUACAUGAUUCAAC
Messenger RNA from Xylaria bambusicola, 1809 nucleotides. RefSeq lists its product as uncharacterized. The record is from RefSeq and is a predicted model, not a curated record. Gene Ontology annotation, biological process: adenylate cyclase-activating G protein-coupled receptor signaling pathway; cell surface receptor signaling pathway. NCBI's taxonomy places the organism in Eukaryota, Fungi, Ascomycota, Sordariomycetes, Xylariales, Xylariaceae. Gene Ontology annotation, molecular function: G protein-coupled receptor activity. The transcript has 4 exons. Bases 175 to 1596 code for a protein of 473 amino acids. Gene Ontology annotation, cellular component: plasma membrane.